CGAAGCUGCCUUUGAGAACCUUUUUUUGAGAUCGCGUUGCACGCGAAUUUCAUUCCGUUGGAAUACACUUUCUCGCGCUGUUCUCGUUGAAUCUUUUAUGAAAUAUGACCUCCUUUUAAUUGUUCCCUUUGAAAUGUUGUGUGCAAAUGUAUAAUUUUGUUCUUAGAUUCUUGUAUUAUACCUUCUUGAUCACGCAAUCGCUGAACCACGUUGGAUUAUUACGCGGGAACGUACGGAAUUACGCCGAAUUAUAUGAGAAACACGAACGAUCGAACGAUAGAUUUGCCUGUUAUAUGCGCAACAAGCUGCACGAUCGAAGUGCCGUUCAUUUUUCAUCGGCCAAUCGACGUUUUUCUCCUUCGCGAAAACGCAUUCUUGUUCCUUCAAAUAUUCAUUACUAUAUUCGUAUUUUAAUCGAGGUGCACGCUAUGUGAAUCCAAAUUGCGGGCCAAAUUUAUUGGAAAAUUCUCUAAUAACGCGGUUGCAUUUUCGACUAUAAAACUUCAUUCGCGACAUAUCGUCAUUGUAACUUUUAAUGCUGUCGCGUUUUCCUUGUAAAUAUUUAAGUUCCAAAUGAGAUUCGCUAUUAUCCUCAUUACGAAUUAAAAUGGAGAGAGGUCGAUUUUGAAACUAUGUAACGACGACUGUACUACACCGUCUAUGAUUUUCAAAGACGAUUUGCCGCGGUCCGUUGAAUUGUGGACAUUAUAAAUUAAAUAAAAACAUCACGUUUUUAGUCUCGCUGAGACACUAGCUCGUCAGUAAGAUAAUGUCCUUACGUCACAAAGAACCGAGGUCAUAUUCUGACCCACCUAUUUGACCUCAUUUAUCGCGUUGUUGAUAUAUAACGUUGUGCUCGCGUUCAUGUAUGAUUCAAGACCUUGUACGAUGUCCUUGUUGAAGGUUAAUAAGAUUGCGUCUUGAUAAUUAGUGCGAUGUAAAAAGAAGUGCCGCGCAGAAUACACAUGCACGUUAUGCUACGUUAUAUACUUUCUCUUGUCUAAGUUGCUUUUGUUUAAACGCGGGAAGAUAGAUUAUAUUUAACGAUAGAAUCUCUAAAAGCUCGCGAGAGAUCAAAAUUACAGAAACCUUUGCAUAACAGUUUUGCUGGUGCGCGAGAACGCGAUGACUGUGUAUUAAUUAAUUCAUGAUGCAAUUAACGACCUCUCGGAAUAUUUUCCACGCAAUCAUAAAUUCCGCGUAAUUAACUUUCCAAGUUGAGUUGAUAUGCAUUGCAUAUUUACAACCAUAAAAAUCGCUCAAAGAUGCAGGCUCGAAUUUUAUCAGAAGAUACGCGCGCUUUUCCCCUCCAAUCGUACGAUCCGAGUACUCAACGAUUUUUUGAUUAACCUUCGUGCGGAUACGCGAAUACACGUUGAAAAAUAAUUUUUUCAAUUUUACGGCACCCGCAAUUUUCCAGUACGCACAGAGAAAAAGUUAGUUCACCUAACUAAAAUUGUAGUUACUUUUGACCCCAUUAUAUUUUUUGCUUGUUUUGCAACACGAAAAUGCUAACAUGCAUAUAAAGUUGUUAUCACUAACUUUACAGUAGAAUUUGAUAAAUCAACGAUUUUCUCGGCGACAAUUUAUAGUGACUAUUUCUCUACGCGAUUAUAUAGCUACAAACAUCAAAGAUUUUCUUGUCAGUGUAUCUUUUUCAUUUGUCAGCCCACUCGCUGCUUGCGGCUUUAACGUAUAUGUAAUAGUGGAAAAUCGUGUAUGCGAUUUUGAGCGACGAGGGACGCAAUUUUAUCGUUCGCGAGGACGGUCGGAGGAAAUCCAAGCGAGGACAGGAUGGAGUAGCGCGCACAGUGCGAGAUCUCCGAUAAUCGAACGGAUCGAGUGACCUCCAUUCGCGGGUCGCAAGACAUCCAGUCAGCGAGUGCGUCGGGAAAAACGCCGAGUGAAACCGUGAUCGGAUUGUCGCGUCGAUCUCACGUCCCUUUUCAUUUUCUCCCUCGCGCGCGUUCCUCGACGUGCAUCUCGCGGGAUUCCGGCUUCCCGUUGGCAUCAAAGGGACUGUUCGUCUUCAGGAUUUCGUUACUUCGAGGACGUGACUUGGGAAUGAGUUGGCGAAUCGCGCGUAAUCGGAAGGCGACAUCGCCGGCGAUGCGAAUGAGGUGCACGGCCGAAUAAUGCGUCACGAAGCGAUCUUGCGGAAUCAUCGUUACGACAUCGCCCGAGGGGAAGGAUGCAGCACGGCAAAGCUGGAUAGAAGACGCCGAACGUUCGACAAGGUGUAUGUGCAGACUGCCGGCAUCUCGGUUCUGGACCGCGAAAUCGCACGGCUACGAUAAGAAGCAGAAGUGGAUACGGACAAGUGUGCGGAAGGAUACGCGGCCCAUACCCGGCCCGCCAUCCUGGCGGCAUGGUCCUUUGGGCCACGAUACUAAUCCUCCAAGGAGCUGGAUUCGUAGGCUCGGUGACAGGCAUUCCCGGCGUCCCGGAAAACAUAACGGUGAUGUUCCUGAACCCGACGUCCGUGCGCGUGUCCUGGAGCACCAGUCAGGUCGAGCAGGUCGAGAAAUACGACGUCACGUACAAACCAACCGACGCCAGUUACAGGGUGGUGGCGGUGGUCGCAGGAAACAGCGAAGCGGUUACUUUGAGCGGCCUCCGGGCUGAUACGCAAUAUCAGCUGGUAGUAACCGCCGUGAGGGCCGGAAAGAAGUUUCGAAGUCGACCGAUCGUCUUCCGUACACUCGGUAAGCUUUGCCUUCCUAAGCUUUACCUGUCUCCGGCGUCACGGUCACAGGCGAGAGAGCCACCACGCACGUCCCCGCAGCAAGAUGCAGCGGUAACCGGUGGUCCUCUUCCUCCACCUCCACCGUCCUCGCAACAACCUCAACAACCGUAUAUACAAAUCCGCGGCGUCGAGGUGGGCAUAGUAGUGUUAGUGCUGAUAGUCUGGGCGGGCGCGAUCGCGCUUUUCUUCAAUCGCUGGGGCAAGAUCCGCAUGUUGCUGCCUUAUCAGCCCGACUACAAGGAGCAACUCAAGGUCCCCGGCACCGGCGUGUGCGCGGCCGCGAACGCCGCGUACACGCAACACCCGACGCAGCACGCGUGCUCUCAGCAUCUGCACUGGUCGAGCCAUCACGUGGAUUCCUUAGACAGCGGCGGAGCUUUAGGCUGGCCGAGAACCCCGAGGCCACGCGUGAACAGCGCCAUCGACGUGGCCGGCUUCCUGUCCCAGGAAUUCCUCCGACGUCACGGGUCCACGUCGAAGUUGUGCCGUAAGGUUCGCAGUGCAGAUAACUUACCUCUCGCGUCGACGAAUCGCCAAGAUCCGCGCAGAAACUCCAAGGACGAAGGUGUCGAGGGCGACCGCGAAUCCUUUCUGAAGCCGAGUCAAGACGACAGGUCCGAGGAUCAGGACUCGAGGAGACAAAGCAGCCUCGACAGCGCGCCGAAGGACAAUACGGAGACGUCGCUGUUGGAGCCCAAUAAUCUACAACCCUCCUCGAGGGACUCCCCGGUAGCGUCUUCGUCGUUGGUCGCCAGACGUUUUAGCGGAUGGCGCAAUAGCGGAAAUCACGAGUACGUGCCCAUCAGAUGCCCAGUGCGACAGCCUGCUUCCAUGGACGAGCGGUGUUACCGGCGAUACGACUCCGAGACCACUCGUCCGUCAUCGCGGUACCAUCAUCGGCGCCCAGACGCCGACCGGCACUCGAAGAGCUGCGACUACUCUCGCCGCACCACGGAGUCGAGCAUCGAAGUGCAGCACUUCGGCCUGCCGAUUCUCAGCGUGAGCGAGCCGAGCCCGCCGGACGAGAGCGAGCGCGUCGACGACUACUUGUAGGACUUGCUUGCCGAGGACUUCCUGAAGGAGCUCCUCGUGUGAACCUCCCGCAUUUUGCCUCGCCCGCCUGCAGCCGCGAGCUCGCCGGGCCCGCCCGCGCGGGACCGCGAGCCGCGACGUCGCGACCGGACGUUUGACCCCUUGCUCCUUCUCCUCUCUCUUUCUUCCUCCCCUUGUGUCCCCAUCCCUUCGAACAACCGCGGUACCAUUGUUCACGCGAAUCCGCGACGCUGUAUACUUGCGUUUCUUCGGGGGAUCGCGUCCAAGUAAGUCUCUACAGAGAAGGAAAGAGAGAGAAAGAGAGGAAGGAAGGAGAAGAGAAAGAACAUGUAUGUGCGUGUGUGUGUGUGGGUGCAUGUGUGAGAGCGACCUGCCUCUAUUCCUUCUAAGCGAUACUCUCGUGCGUGUUACUUUAGAGAAAACUUCGAAGGUUAUAAAUAAUAUAUUUGCUACUCGUAUCUCGUAGGAACUUCUCUGCGCGGAGAGCGCUCGCGUUUCCCACGCGGAUCUCGCUCACACUCACAGCCUACCGAAAGCGCCGAAUAUCGAUCGCUCUUCGGUAAUCCAUAUCCUACCUACGAUAUAAUUCCGGGGAAUAAUCGACGUGCCCCGUGUCCUCGACGCGUCGAAGGAGAAAGCGAAGUCCACUUCGAGUACGCGAGCGUCCGCCGCGUUGCAUCAAACUUCAAAAGCUCGGCAUACACUCAAAUAACGAACGAGCAGUGAACGCAAACUUUUGUUUUACGACUGACAACGUAUGCCUUAACGAAUAUGCAGAACGUACGUCUUAUUCGAGCCGAUUCGCUCAUGGUACGGCUUAUAGGAGAAGUACAUGAAAUUUAAUAUUCUUUAGGCCUAAAAAAGCUAGUCGCAGGAUUUUAUUUGCGAGAUUUAUCUGCGAGGGAAACUAAUCUCGGAAGUAAAAUCCUACAACUCUUAUAGGCCUAAAGAAUAUUAAAUUUAAUAUAGUUGUACAUUUGAAGAGCUAUACUUCUAUUGCUUUAUAGAAGAAGGUUUGUGCACAAGUUGGACGCAGAUAUAUCACACGUUCGCUGUUCGUUCGCUGAGUGUAUAUCCGGCUUAAGACGUGCUCGACGAAUACACAGGUGGAACAUAAGAUCACGAUAGCGUCAAAAUGACGAGGAGAUGAUCAAAUCGUAAUUGAAAAGUGAGCUUUUCCUUGACAGUCUGACAUCAUUUCGAUAAUGUCCUCGUGAUUUUCUGUCCUGCUCGAGCGAUUUUCUUAUUACUUCGAUAUUACUGAUUGGAUCGACGCCAAUUCGACGUGAUUGCAAACGACACAUGAUUUACGAGCCGCGAAAUACGGGGACCAAUCGAGCCACAUCGAUGCGUUCGCGUUUUAUCAUAAGAGCACGCUUUCCCAUGCCGGAGAUUUCGGUAAGAUCACGUUACAUCAUAGUAUCCGAAACUUGAGGUCGAAACGAGCCGUGUCAAUUGAGAAUUGAUCCUUUGUCGACAGCUGAGCUGAGUGGCGAAAUCGCAGGAACUGGAGACGCGUAUCGCGUGUAUCGACACACGUUAAAUUCAAUCCUUCGCUCUUCAUCUACCCUCUCUUCCAUCUCGUCAACGAUUAAUUCCCGAAAACGCCUCAAAAAUACCAAAAUGUCUUUUUUUUCUUGUUCGUGACUCCGUCACUGUAUUUUCAGCCUUCCACGAGGAUAUUUAUGACUAUUUGGCACACUGUUCACACUCCUAGUAUCCUUUCUAUAUUAACUAUUUCUUAUUUUUCUCUUAAUCUUUUCCAAUAUUCUCUAUUCCUAAAUAUUUCUUAGAAAUAAUUCUAAGAUAUCCUCUAAAAAAUCACGUCUGAACAAAUUCGAAUGUCACGACAGUUAAAUCGGAACUAACCAACAUGCGUUUUGAUAAACUUAGGUUACCGGGUUAACUUAGUUAACCUUAAACCUAACCUAAUUGAGUAAAAUAACCUAAAAUCUCAUUUGACAAAUAAGUAUUCGAAGUCUCAGCUUGACGGGCUUUUUUAUCCGACGAUCCGUAUGAGCGGAGAAAUGAGCGCUUGUAUCGAAGCGCGCUCGCCACGCCGUGUUGUGGAAACGGAAGCAGGUCCGCAUUCCGUCGCGUCUAGUCGUGUUGACAUGCGUCAGCUGGAACGCGGACCUACCUCUACUUCGCGUCGGUUGCGUCAGGCUGUCAGCUGAUCGCUCGACCUUGUGACCAGGUCAGUAACACGAUCGCGCGGUCAGUAGAUCGAAGUGGUCGAUACCAAUCACGCAUGCGUACUGCACUCUUGCGACCACAUGAUGGCGCCAUCACACUUGUCUACCUGGAGUUCCCAUCGUUCGUCAUUUGUACGGAGGAAAUUAAAUUGUUUCACAGCGAAUUUUGUACAGAAAGAAGAUAAUAAUAUAUACAAAUUGCAGACAUUCCGGGCACCAUAAAUAUGUAAGAAACAUGUUAGAGACGUCUAAAAGUAUCCUACUUGUCUUAGAUGUCUUUAGAACGUCUUGAAGACGUAUCUUACACAUCUGUUUGGCAUAUAUACGUGUGACUUUUACUGAUUGAUCGUUGUAUUAUUUAAAAACCGCGUUAGGCUGAAUGAGAGCGACGCUACCGUCUCUUCCGAUCGCGAAAAUAAGAUGUUUCCUUAUUUAUGCGCUUAUUCCCUCAAUUAUAGCACGUCGCGGAGAAACACGUGAAGCAAGCGCACCGAAGUUCUUGUUACGACGAACGAAUCCCGAAAUCCCGAAUUAUUUAUACACACACGUCGAUGCAUCUCUCUCGCCGUCGUAUCAGGCGCGUCGCCGAAAUAGCUUUCGCUAACAAUGAAGGAGAACCGCCGCUCGAUAUUAAACAUCGAGCGUUAAACAUACAUGUCCACCGUAGAAUUCCGCCGUGACGGAAUUGCAACUUCAAUCCAAUGCGCCGCGGAUCGAUAUGCCAGGUCGCCCUUGGAUCUUCGGCGCGAACACUGUCGCACGUUUCAUGGCGGAGGGUCUUCGGUGUGCAGGGCGAGCGAACGACCGACGUGCGCGUUUAUACCAUCGCCGCCACCGUAGCGACUGCGUGAGAAGAUCGAUAACACAACCUUAACUCUUUCGCGAUUGCCUAGAUUGCCGUGCAUUUUCAUUGUCCCCGCGCAUUGAUCCCGAUGAUAUGGCGCGCUUACCGACGAAACUUUCGCAAAAUGAGAGAUCUCGUCAGCAAUAUCGAAUCUUCGAGAAUCUCUCGAGCGGGGAGAGGAAGAUGACCAACAAUGUGAUCUCCUUACCAUGCGCCGCGCGACGUAAACUAUCAUGGGCUUUCAUGUGUAUUGUCUACAACGAUCGUGCGACUCACAUGCUCGCCGCGCUGUCUCCCCCGGGCCGAAGAGACGACGCGGGCGUAUCGAAUAUCUGUAGGGGAAACUUGGAACCAGCGGCUCUCGCGGCCGCCUAAAUUUUAUAUGUAUUUGAGUUUAUAUAUAUACAUACAUAUGUAUGUGUACGUGUCUCUCCUACGAACACUUCAUACGUCACGAGUUAAUCGGCGAAAGGGUGACGACGAUAGCGAUGCUAUCAAUCUCACCCCGGGAGAAAGAGAGAGAGAGAGAAAAAGAAGAUAUAAGAGAGGCAAAGAGAAUGAGAGAGAAAUGUAUUAAAUUUCUGUGGAAUAAUAUAUCCGAAUACAUCAAAGUUUAUGCCGUGAUCCAUUAGCGCCUCGAAUUACUCGGUUGUAUAUUACGUUCGUGAUACUUUCCGCGCGCAUUGAUCUUGCUUUAUCGCCCCCCUCCCUCCCUUGUAUAUUUAUAUCGCACUCUCGCCACGUUUAUCUCACUUAUUAUUUAUUCACCAUUUUAUAUCGUUGUAUUCGUUUGACCGUGUUGACACGGGAACCGGCUGCGUCGGUUAAGUGGUAAAACGAAGGAAGCAUAACGAAGUGCAGAUCGUCAUUAUUCAACUAUUAUUUAAACUUGAAUAGCAAUGGAUGGUAAGCUGGUGGCGCGAAACAGGAAUAACAUCUGCGCGUCGCGACGAAAGAUGGAUCGAGGCAUGAACUUUGCGAUACAACAUACACAUACAUACAUACAUACAAUAUACACAAGGAGAUCGAAAAAGAUUCAAUUACCUCUAAACGAUUGAUAAUUAUAGCUUUAAAUGAAGAGACCAAAUAAUUAAAGAAGAGUCCUUAUUCUCUUACGAAAGAGGCAGUCUUAGGGGGACCCGAAUUAAGCAAUUUUACAAAGAAAGAGUAUCCGUCUAAGAUUACUGUAUCCUCUGUACAUACGUACAUACAUACAUACAUAUAUAUACGUAUAUACUUGUAUGUAGAAUUAGAAUUCCGACCGUGCUGAUCUGAGUGGCGGAUCAACUGCGGAAAAUCGCGCGAGCGAUCGUUCGAUCGAUCGAGGGUGCGAGGAUCGAGAGUUUUUAGCCUGAUAGCGCGAAGAUCCCAGCUCCGUCUGUCGCCGUCAUGACGUCGAGUGCUCCGAGUGCAAAUAACGAUAAGAGAUACGCUGUCUGUCUCGUCGCUUGCGUGUAUCCGGCGGGUGUAACUUAGCCUCCCACGUAAUAAACAUAGCUUCUAUACCGUUUGCGUGAGCGAACACUGUGGCGUAUAUGUACACACAUACACACACAUGGCAUAGCGGCGUUCUCAGCGUAGCCAGCGUAGUGACCGUUCUCGAAUUAAAAGUGUAAAAAAUGUCGGAGAUGUAUACGUACAUUUAGUUGAACGUAAGAUCAUGUCGUUCGUACGACGGUACAAGUCAUCCGCGAGAUUCGAGAGAGAAAGAAUGUGUGUGUGUGUGAGAGAGAGAGAAAGAGAAAUCUUAUGUUUCUUACUGAAAUGGGAUAAACAUUAUUUUUCACAGAUUUGUAAGCUAUAUAUAUUUUCUUAAUAACGUCGCGCGCGCGUCAAGGAAUCGUUCCGCCUCGCAGAAGACACCCUCGAAUCUACGGAUAGCUCUCUUUGUAUAUAUGUGCACCCUCUAUCAUCGACGGACCUGUUGUGUACGCCUAAGGACUCGUCGAGCGGAAGUAGGUAGAAAACGCAAUCAACGAGACACAAUCGCCGCCACGAUCAUCCAUUCGACAACGACGCUACUCCCGGUUCCUCCCUUUCUUUCCUCGAUGUGCGAAUCCUUCGUCGGCGCGUCUCGCACUCCGCGCAAAUUCUCUCGAUGUGUAUAUUUGCAUGUAAAUAUCUCUGUAUCCGCGUAUACUCGGCGCAACGAGAGGCGAAAGAGAAACACUGUCGCCGUCUGAUCGCGCGAGCCUCUUCUCCUCGAUCGAAGAAACCUUCCCGUCGACGGGAUCCGUGAGCGAGCGAGUGAGUGAGCAAUGAAGACGAAAGAGAAGAAGAAGAAGGAAAAGAGGAGAAGAGGAAAGAAGAAACGGAGAGUAUUCUCAGUGUAAUAUCGCCCGCGGACACUGUGAGCGUAGAGUUUAAGAUCUGUCAAUUCGUGACACGCUAUAAAUUCUAAACCUGUGAUUUAUCGAGUCUAACUUUAGGGAUUAGCUUUAAAGCUCUUGGUAGUACGAACCAGAUGAUGACAUACGCGAUCUAUGCGAUCUAAAUACUCUAUACAUAUUAUACAUACGAUGAUCCGUACACUCUCUCUCGACUUAUAAACAUAUAAACAUAUCGUAUACUACUCUGCACGCUCCGUUGUAAUCAACGGAGGGACAAAGGGACCGCUGACCCGAGCGUUAAUCCUUAAUCAAUAUGAUAAACGUUCGCGCGUUCUGCUCGAAAUUAACACUCGAGUCAUCUUGGCAUCUGAGAGUUCCCGCGGACUCCGUCGGGUUCCGCUCGAAUCGCUUUGGUUUUCCGUACGAAGGAGCGACGACCAUCCGCAGAUAAAAAGUGUAUUUUCCACGGACCAAAGUAACAUCGUCUGUUUUGCGCCUGUGAUUUUUUUCUUACUUUUUUUUCAAGUCCUCACCGUUACACGAUCAGACGAUCACUCGCUCGCAGGAGAGCUCACCCGUCAUGCUGGUUAAGGAUUAAAUGUAUUUUUUCAAGCGAUUAACCGUUGUAAUUAAGAGUGCGAGAGCUCGCGACCUUUGACGUCGAUCGUGCGGGAGAACGAAGGGCGCGAUGUGGUAACGAAGAGAAAGGAAGAAAGAGAGAGAAAGAGAGAGACCUUUUCUUUACAUCGAUAACUUUAUAUAGUCGAUCCUUCUUGUAGAUAGCCCCGAGCGGGUCUAAACCUUUUUAUUGAAUGAACUCUGUCACACGUCCUGUA
This is a messenger RNA of Odontomachus brunneus, 10004 nucleotides long. RefSeq lists its product as uncharacterized. Bases 2369 to 3799 code for a protein of 476 amino acids. The transcript is spliced from 11 exons. NCBI's taxonomy places the organism in Eukaryota, Metazoa, Arthropoda, Insecta, Hymenoptera, Formicidae. The record is from RefSeq and is a predicted model, not a curated record. Gene Ontology annotation, molecular function: protein binding.